UCAGCACAUGAAGCUGACAAUGUUCUCGUUUCUGAUUGCUAUUGCCUUUUUUUUACCCUGAGGGGUGAUAGAAUGUUGUAGCUGCACAGCCAGGCUCACAAAUCUACUGUCAGGCAUUAAUGGCAGUCCCACAUUCCUCACGGGUAGUAAUAACACAACGGCAGCUACGCAAACACACAGAGUUUAUCCCCUCCAGUCGAGGAAAAUAAUGACACACAAACGCAACCUCCUAUUGCCCCAUUCAGUUGCACUGCCUGAGGAAGCUGCUGUGCAGAGAGCUGUUAUAGCAGGUGAUCGCCCUUAUUUGGUAAUGGCCCAGAUCAUGUGACCACAAAAUGGUGGAAGCUGUGAGCUGUUUGUAAGCUGAGCAUCUCCACCGAGAAGGCUGGGAGCAGGAAAUAGGCAGGGAACUUGGAAGUACAUCCAUGCUCUGAGACGCAAGAGGACAGAGAUUCCCGAGCCCCAGCAGUGGUCCUCCUGGGGAUGGACCUGGCAUCAGAGAGUAAAAUGAACUCUGAGGGGGGCGAAGGCAGACCAGUUCCACCUACCUCUCUACCCCUGCAAGGAGGUCCCACCCAACGAAAAAAGCUAUCUGCCCCUCGUAUCAGCCUCUCACUGGACCAGAGCGAAGAUGACUUGGGGGAGACGCCAGAUGAUCUUGACAUUAACGUCGACGACCUCGACACUCCAGAUGAGGGGGAUUACUUCGACUACACGGACCAUGAAAUGGACUGGGAAGACCCCAAUGCUGCCAAUAGGAGUGGGACAAGUGAACCUUAUGAUCCAAUCCCGACGUACAGCGCUGAGGAGGAGCGCCAGGACGGCAAGCUAUGGAGAACGGUCAUCAUUGGGGAGCAGGAGCACCGCAUCAACAUGAAGAUCAUUGAGCCCUACAUGAGAGUCAUCUCCCAUGGAGGCUACUAUAGCAAUGGAGUGAAUGCCAUCAUCGUAUUUGCAGCCUGCUUCCUGCCAGACAGUGACAGAGAGGACUACCAUGAAAUAAUGGAGAACCUCUUCCUGUAUGUGAUCAGCACACUGGAGCUGAUGGUGGCAGAGGACUACAUGAUCGUGUACCUGAACGGAGCCACACCCCACAGAAGAAUGCCUGGCCUUGGCUGGCUGAAGAAAUGCUAUCAGAUGAUUGACAGAAGGCUCAGGAAGAAUUUGAAAUCCUUCAUUAUUCUCCAUCCAUCAUGGUUUAUCAGGACCGUUCUCGCUAUUACCAAGCCCUUCAUCAGCACCAAGUUCAGCAGUAAGAUUAAGUAUGUGACCAGUUUGGACGAGCUGCAGGAACUCAUCCCCAUGGACUGCAUCCAGAUCCCAGAGUGCAUCAUUAGACUUGACAAGGAACUGAAGGAAGCAGCAGAGAACUCAAAAAUGAAUAGUUUUCUGUAUGGACCGGAGCCAACAGCAGCAGGCAGAACAGAACCAGACGAAGCCAGUGCCAGCAGCUCUUAAACCCAAACAUCCUAAAGGGACGGGUCACCUCAAUGUUCAGAAGUCACUGUUGUAUUUUAUGAGUGAAGCUGGAAAACAAAGGCAAAGGCUUGUUAAGCUAGUGUGUGCGUGUGUGUGUGUGUGUGUGUGUGUGUUUUUUUGUGUGUAUGUGUGUGUGUAUGUGUGUGUGUGUGUGUGUCAGUGUUUGUCAAUUAGACACUGGGGUUUAAUAUGAAAACACAACUUAUAAUAGUACCUGUUAACACUCAGAGUUAGACCUCAUUCUUUAUGGCUGCUGUAGCAUCUACUGUACCUUAAACCUGCAAUCCAGAGAGCUAUAUAGUCAAGUGUGAUGCUUCGCAGCACUUACAGAGUAGCAUCAUUGUUCACGGUAGGGUAGGAAAUGCAAUUACACACCAGACAGUGCACUGCGCAAAUCCAUUUGUAGAGUCUAUAGUGUUGUAGUUGUGUGCAUGAGAAGCAGUGAAGCAAUAAUAUCACCCUUUACUGGUCACACACUCUCAGUAUUUCAGAUAAAGAAGCACCGUGUGUGUCAGCAAUCUACAAUAAAAGCACAUGGUUUUAGCCAAAAAAUCCUUGUGCCAUAGAUGAUGACCAACUAUUGCAUUUAAGCAACCCAAUCCUCUGUCUUAACACUUGUUCUAACUAGAAAAUAAAUCUACAAAUAAAUAUUCUAACUUUAUAGUCUAUCUGAAACCAAGGAGGAAUUAGUUAAAUAUGAAAUCAAGUUAUCAGUGCAAUGUGAGAGCAUGUCUUUUUAGCUCUGCAAAUAUCUGUGUCUGUGUGUGUUUUCAGUCUGUUUCUGUCAAAUACAAAAAGGUAAACCGGGAAUCAUCCUUAUCUUCUCCUGCAUCAUCAGGAAGAAACCUCAGAAGAAAAUAAAGUUGGGAUUUAUGUAAAGCACAAAAUCUUCUCUUUGUUUGUGUGUGUGGACACGCAUGCAUGUGUUUGUGCAUCAGUGCAUGUCCCUUCAUAGAUAACCGAUAGUCCUCUUACACGUGCGUCUUCUACUGUGGUGUAUUGAGGAUGUGCAAAGCAAUUAUGGAUCACUGUCUAGUAAUUCAAUAAAAUGGACUAAAGUCUGAA
Molecule: messenger RNA, 2544 nt
Organism: Dicentrarchus labrax (European seabass)
Lineage: Eukaryota; Metazoa; Chordata; Actinopteri; Moronidae
Gene: prune2
Product: prune homolog 2 with BCH domain
Exons: 11
Coding region: 484-1458 (324 amino acids)
Biological process (GO): apoptotic process
Cellular component (GO): cytoplasm
Source: RefSeq, a predicted model, not a curated record